AGCGCGGCUGGGCGGGCCGGGAGGCGGCUGCGGGCUCACACCUGCGGCCAGCGAGGGCUGUGCGCCCUGAGGGCAGCGCGCCUCGCUGCGGGGCGGGGCGCGGCCGCGGGGCCCUGCCGUGCCGUCCGGUCCCUGCAGGGAAUGGGCUCCUGUCCUGUCAGUAACUGUGUGCCCUCUGCUCCUCCGUGUGUCCCCCUGCACUACAGGUACUAAAGAUGGGCCGUCGAGCCCGCCAAGACCUCUUUGCAGGUGAAAAACUCAGCAGGAAGAAUUCCCCGUCUGCUUCCCUUGGAGAGUGUUGCAGAAUGCUGAAAUUCUUCCUGGAAGCUUUCUAUUGGAUGUUAGCAUGGCUCCACCACAGACACCUCCUGCUAGAAGGAGCAGCUCUCAAGAAAUGACAUACCAGUUUUGCUCCCUGAGCAAAAUGUCAUCUGACAAAAAAUGUCAUCACCUUGUUGGCAGUGAUAUUUGUUUAAAUGAGGAUGAAGACUAUCAGGAAAAGGCUGACCAUGUUCCACCACCUAAGCCCCCACGCCGGCAAGGAGGCUGGGCAGAUGAUCCUGUACUGGCACCUACCAAGUCAGGAAGAAAGCAUGCAGAAGAAGUAGAAGACCAUCGUCUUAGACAGCAGAGCCUGGAGGCAUCAGAUGAUGGAGGAGACAUUCCUGUGAUCCCUGACUUGGAGGAUGUCCAGGAGGAAGAUCUGGCCAUGCAAGUGGCAGCUCCCCCCAGUGUGCAGGUGAACCGAGUGCUGACCUACCAUGACCUGGACAAAGAUCUAAUGAAAUAUGCUGCCUUCCAGACUCUGGAUGGGGAGGUAGACCUGAAGCUCCUCACCAAAGUUUUGGCUCCAGAGCAUGAGCUACGAGAGGAUGAUGUCAGCUGGGAUUGGGACCAUCUCUUCACAGAGGUGUCAUCAGAACUAGUGACUGAGUGGGACCUGGGACAGUCGGAGAGGGAGGACCACCUCAGUCUCCCAUAGAGCUCUGACACAUCAGAUGUCUCAUACAUCCAUCUUCUGUAAAUAGUUAAGCACCUAGAUUUUCUAUUCACUUGUUUGUAUUUGAGAAUAUAUUUCAGACGUGAAAAUAAAUAGGACCUUGCUUCAUAGAAAAAUUCUCUUGGGAGAAGUUUUGGUUAUUUUUUAAUAAGAAUUUUUCUUCUCAAAAGAAAUUAAGAAUUCUAAACACAAUAAAAUAUUUACUUAUAAAGUAAAUAUUUACUUAUUCCACCUCAGUAGCACCUCUACAGAUAACUGCAAUGGUUGAUCUUUUCUCUAUAGAAACGCAGCCUCUCUGGAGUGGACCAUCAUACAAUGGAGUGUGGUUUGCUCUGAUGGCUAUCAGAGAAGCUUGGGCUGAUAUGACUUAUUUUCAUAGGACAUCCAGGUUACCAUCUUCCUCACAACAGACACCUCAAGUUUUCAGGAUAUCUGAUUUACAUUUCAUCCAGCACCCUUUCCUUGUUAGUUUAACCUCUCUCUUGGAACAUUACCUCUGUAUUGACUCAGGAUGCAGCACCACCUAUUAAACUUCCACUUGUUACAGCCCCUCUUUAUACCUUGAGGUUUCCCAGCUAAAUUCUGACCAGGCAUAACCUCACUUAGCUUUUGCAAUCACAUGAAACCACAGCCUGAAUGGAGAUUGCUUCAGGCAUGGGUACUUUGCAAAGAAAAUGUUUAUUCCACGUGCAUGAAAGAAUGGAGCCUGAUGCUCUCAAAUAAGGUAACUCCCUGGUGGGUGUCUCCUUGGAACCAAGUAACUCACUCUUAUUGUCAUCUAUAUAAAGAAAAACUCAUUUUGCUGUUAAUACCUUGUCCCUGUAGAACUGUGGUGAUUAUUUGCAGGAAACAGUAACAUUACGUCUAAACCAAUGUCCUUCAGAGCCUUGCCCUGUUGGAGAAUCUUGCUAUAUACUUCUGUGGAGUGCAGGUGCUGGGAGGAAGCUUGCUGUGCUGCUUUUCUUUGCUUGUUUGGUUGGUCUAACAGAGCACUGCAUUCCCACUUUUGUGACAGCAGGACAGGUCAAAUAGCUCACUGUGAUUUCACUACUCUGCAGAAUUUCAGGUGAGAGCUGACAUGCCAAACAACUUUACCAACAAAAAAGGAGUUGGCCCCACUCUGGGGCCACAAAAAUAAUGGGAGACUUAUCUGUGUUAAGGAAACUGUAAGUUUUUUACAACCAAAACAUCUCUCCUAUAAGUAGAAAACUAAGUGAGGCAUAAGCUUGGGAGGUCAUUGUAUGGAAGAUAAUCUGAAACUCUUUCUCUGAGCAGAAAAACCUGCUUUGGUAGGAGCAGAAACUUCACAGCUGAGCUGGCACCUAC
Molecule: messenger RNA, 2326 nt
Organism: Passer montanus (Eurasian tree sparrow)
Lineage: Eukaryota; Metazoa; Chordata; Aves; Passeriformes; Passeridae
Gene: IFT43
Product: intraflagellar transport 43
Exons: 10
Coding region: 347-982 (211 amino acids)
Biological process (GO): intraciliary retrograde transport
Cellular component (GO): intraciliary transport particle A; cilium
Source: RefSeq, a predicted model, not a curated record